GCCCAGAGAGUGGCUGUGGAUCCCGGGAGCUCCUGUGAUUUGCGGCAGGUUUUUCAGGUCCCCGCCUGUCACACACACACGCGGAUACUUAAGCAGUCACCCAAGGACCUGCGGGGUUCUUGUUUUACACACUUCUGGUUCCUGCCAGCUCCAGUGCCUGGCCCCAUAGCCCUGCCCCAGGAGGAGAUGGCCACGGAGAAGCCAGUGACUCCCACUGAGGAGCAGCUGGAGAUCCUGGAGUACAACUUCUGCAAGGUGAACAAGCACCCUGAUCCCACCACACUGUGCCUCAUCGCAGCUGAGACCGGGCUCUCCGAGGAGCAGACCCUGAAAUGGUUCAAGCAGCGCCUGGCAGAGUGGAGGAAGUCUGAAGGGCUGCCCUCAGAAAGCGGGUCUGUCAGAGACUAGAGGAUGCUGCUCCGAUCCCCAUGCCCGCUGUAAAUGAUGGUGAAGCUCUUCAGAGUGGGUUUCCUUGGGAUUCUUCUGUUGCAAUAGGUUUUGAGAUACAAAGUAAUACCCUGCUAUUUAACAUAAUUUUUAUUUAAAGUGUACAUAACCAGAAAAAAAAGUAUUAUAUAUAUAUGUGUGUGUAUACAGCUUCUGAUGGCUGCAUAACCUGUCUAGUGAUUCCCAUCCAUUAACAGCGGCUGCACGGGGCAAAGCAAUCUCAUGCCCUUGUCCCAGGCUUGUGGAAAAGCUGCCGUGAAAGGUUCAGACAUAGA
Messenger RNA from Pelecanus crispus (Dalmatian pelican), 722 nucleotides. RefSeq names its product HOP homeobox (gene HOPX). The record is from RefSeq and is a predicted model, not a curated record. Gene Ontology annotation, biological process: regulation of transcription by RNA polymerase II; cell differentiation. Lineage: Eukaryota; Metazoa; Chordata; Aves; Pelecaniformes; Pelecanidae. Gene Ontology annotation, molecular function: DNA binding. Gene Ontology annotation, cellular component: nucleus.